AUGCAGGCUGCCCCCAAAGGCAAGGCCGACCACCAGGGCCGGAGGACCAAGCUCGCACACUCCUACCAGGAGCUGCUCAACGAAUUUUCGAGCAACGACCUCAAAUCGGUCGGAAACUAUACCCUCGGGCGAUUAAUUGGCAAGGGAUCUUUCGGAAAGGUCUACCUAGCCACGCACAAGCUCACCAAUGGCUCCAAGGUUGUUCUCAAGUCGGCCAACAAGAGCGACUCGAAUCUCGCCCGCGAAAUCCACCAUCACCGACAAUUCGUGCACCCCCAUAUUGCCCGGCUGUACGAAGUCAUUGUAACAGAGAGCCUUGUGUGGCUUGUUCUAGAAUACUGCUCCGGCGAUGAGUUGUACAACUACCUUUUAGACCAUGGUCCGCUCCCCGUCGAUAAAGUGCAAAAGAUCUUUGCGCAGCUGGUCGGCGCCGUCAGCUAUGUGCACCUGCAAUCUUGCGUGCACCGCGAUCUCAAACUCGAAAAUAUACUCUUUGACAAGCACGAAAAUGUCAAGCUGGUGGAUUUUGGAUUUACGCGAGAAUACGAGGGCCGGGUGAACCACCUGCAGACCUUUUGCGGUACGAUAUGCUACUCUGCGCCUGAAAUGCUCAAGGGCGAAAAGUAUGCUGGUGAAAAGGUCGAUGUUUGGAGCCUAGGCAUCAUUCUCUAUUCACUGCUCUGUGGCGAAUUGCCAUUUGACGACGACGAUGACAACAUUACGCGAUCACGGAUUCUGGGCCAAGAGCCCAAGUACCCAGACCACUUGCCGCCCGAUGCGGUGUCGCUGAUUAAAGCGCUUUUGUCAAAGCGGCCGAUCUUGCGACCCAGCUUACCAGAGAUUCUGGCUCACCCUUUUCUAGCUGACCAUGCUGCAGCUCAGCAAGCGAUCCUUGAGAUCAAGCCACAGCCUCCGUUUGCCUCGCAUUUGGAAAAGGAUUGUCUACAUCGCAUGAGGAGUGCCGGCGUGGAUAUCGAUGCAGUGAUAGAAAGCGUACUUGCGCAACGAUGCGAUGCGCUGACUGGCUGGUGGAUAUUGCUGCUGGAAAAGGAGGAGCGUAAAAUGAAGCGACGCGAAAAGAAACGCCGCGAGAAGGAGACGGAACGAAGUCUACGCCGUCUAUCGGCCGCCUCAAGCCGUCUUGAGCGUCUGGCGCCGACAUUGCAGGAUGUAGAUGAAGACGGAGGUCUCACCUCACAAUUCAUCCGACUCGGGGAUACACCUUCACAGCGUCGCGGACGCAGCGACCGCCGAAGCGCAGGAUACUACGACAUUACGAUAACGGACCUUCCCGAGCUGACUGAAGUAGCGAGGGAGAAUGGCUCGGCGAGUGGAGGCGAGUCCCCACGGCCAGCUGAUGAGCAGUCCAUACGUAGAGCGCAGCCCAGCCCCGGGGCGAUGAGCAAUGGCAAGGCCAACGGGCCGUUCAAGUUGAAGAAGAAGCCCGGCAUCAUGGCUCACUGGAAGCACUGGACGCACUGGUUCAAGGAGAACGCCAAGGUCCGACGCAAGGGUCAUGAGCGUCAUGCGAGUAGGAGCACGCCAGACCUUCACAACAAGGAGAGCAAGAGCACGGACAAGGACGCGAGCCCUCGUCCACAAACGAGCAAGUAUCCAAACUCUUCAAAUAGCCCGGGCAUCCGUGGCACGGCGCCGCUGCCCAAGGGCGUGGUGGCUAACGGCCACUAUGCCAAGGCAGCUUCACCGGCACCACGCCGAGUGCUCUCUAGGAGCAGCACCACGAGCAGUGUGACGGCAUCGCAGCCACAUCGACCGCGAGUCUCGAGCAGUUCGCAAGCGUACAAAAGACAGUCCCUCUCGCCAGCGCCAAUGACGCCUCGGUCGACUGUGCGACGCUCCUCUGCUGGUCUGCGCGGCCGCAAGUCCACGUCUUCGUCCGUCUCCUCCGUCCGCUCGCUACAUCACCAUCACCACACGCACUCGAAAGCGUCAUCCACCAGCUCAACAGGAUCAGUCUCCACGUCCAAGGCACCUCUGGGUCGAACGCACUCGCCGCAUCAUUCCGUCAAGGUCUUGCCCGCCACACCGACCUCGCACGGAUUCCCGUCCAACAUUCGCCUUGUUCGAGGCUCUCCCGGGCCGCCGCCUCCGCUGCAGAUGUACAAUGAGGGCAUGCCGGGCGGUAGUCGCGCUCCCGGCUCCCCCAACCCGUUUGCGGGCGGCGUGCAGUUUGCCAAGCGCAAGAAGAACCUCUUCAAGGGGCCUAGCCUGAACCUGCCCACGAUCUCGUCAUCGCGAAAUUCGAGCUCGGGCUCGCAUUCGCGCAGCGGCAGCGGCUCCAACCUGAGGCGGUCGACCGAGGUGGCGAUUCCCGGCAUCCAGGAGGAAGAUGAGGACCACGUGCCGGAGGAGGAGGAGAUUGAAGAGGUUGAGAUGUUUAACCCGAUUGUGGGCGGGCCGGGUGAGAUUGUGGAAGAGCAGAUUAUCGAAGACGAGGAGAUGCCGUCGGCGCUGGAUCUCAACGACACGCGUGGGCGUGCGAGCCAAGAAAACGGUGCGGCUGCGGGGGUUAAAUAA
Messenger RNA from Akanthomyces muscarius, 2538 nucleotides. RefSeq lists its product as uncharacterized. Gene Ontology annotation, molecular function: protein serine/threonine kinase activity; ATP binding. The record is from RefSeq and is a predicted model, not a curated record. The transcript is spliced from 6 exons. Bases 1 to 2538 code for a protein of 845 amino acids. Gene Ontology annotation, cellular component: cytoplasm. Gene Ontology annotation, biological process: protein phosphorylation; intracellular signal transduction. Lineage: Eukaryota; Fungi; Ascomycota; Sordariomycetes; Hypocreales; Cordycipitaceae.